AUGGCUCUUACAGACACGAACAUCCUUCAAUAUGCCCUGACGCUCGAGUACCUAGAGAGCAGCUUCUAUUCAGGUGCCCUGCAGAAGUUCGACGCACAAGACUUCGCCGAUGCCGGCUUCCCGCCCUGGGUCCGCGGCCGUUUUGAGCAGAUUGAAACCAACGAGAUGACCCAUGUCAAAUUCCUCCAAGAGGCGCUGGGAUCAGCUGCGCCGAAGCCUUGCACGUACAGUUUCCCGUAUACAGACCCGCCGUCGUUCGUCGCCCUGUCCAUGGCUAUCGAGGGCGUCGGCGCCGCUGCGUAUCUUGGUGCCGCCCAGUACAUCUCGGACAAGAGUGUCCUUAAUGCAGCUGGAUCGAUCUUGGCCGUUGAGCAACGUCAAGCUGGGUGGAUAUCCUCCUCUGUGCUCAAGGUUCAGCCCUGGGACGGUCCGUUCGAGACGCCACUUGGUUUUAGCGACGCCUUCUCUCUUGCUGCUUCAUACAUCAGUGACUGCCCCUCGUCGAACCCGCCUUUGCCGGUGGUCACUCUUCCGGUGCUUGCUGUGUCAUCGAUGUCUCCUCAACCUGGAUCGACCAUCUCGCUGACUUUCAACAACCCGAACAAAGCCUCGCCGACGUUCCUUGCGUGGCUCAGCGGGCUCGAGGUCGUAUUCACGCCCAUCGACGACGCGAGCUGGAACACGGUUGUCCCCGACGGUCUGCACGGUACAGUGUACGUUGGGGUGGUGUCGAGCGAGAAGAUGCCCAUAGGUGAUGAUCAAAUGGUCACUGGUCUUGCGAUCAUGCAGUUCCCGUUCGACUCGAUGGCACCGGAACUUGAUAACGAGUAG
This is a messenger RNA of Laetiporus sulphureus 93-53, 831 nucleotides long. RefSeq lists its product as uncharacterized. The coding region runs from base 1 to 831 and encodes 276 amino acids. NCBI's taxonomy places the organism in Eukaryota, Fungi, Basidiomycota, Agaricomycetes, Polyporales, Laetiporaceae. The transcript has 4 exons. The record is from RefSeq and is a predicted model, not a curated record.